This is a messenger RNA of Budorcas taxicolor (takin), 3171 nucleotides long. It is a transcript of the gene SEC16B, whose product is annotated as SEC16 homolog B, endoplasmic reticulum export factor. Gene Ontology annotation, biological process: autophagy; Golgi organization; COPII vesicle coat assembly. Gene Ontology annotation, cellular component: endoplasmic reticulum exit site; ER to Golgi transport vesicle membrane. The record is from RefSeq and is a predicted model, not a curated record. The transcript has 25 exons. Lineage: Eukaryota; Metazoa; Chordata; Mammalia; Artiodactyla; Bovidae. The coding region runs from base 1 to 3171 and encodes 1056 amino acids.
AUGGAACCUUGGAUUCCCCAGAGGCUGCCUCAGCCAUCGGGGAGGCCCCCAGCACCAUCAAAGGAUCCAGACCGAGGGCUUCGGAGAGAUAGAUACUAUCAGCCUAUUCCUCACUCUUGGCACAAUGGAGAGAGGGUCCAUCAAAGGCAAGACAUGGGCAGGAGCCCCCAGCCACAGCAGGACCCCAGAGCAGACCACCAGGAGCCUCCCUGUGCAGCCAGAUCUGGGGAAUGGCAUCCACCUGUGCCCGGGGUUGACUAUUAUGAAGGCGGUUAUCCCAGUCAGUUGUAUUCAAGGUGGAGCAUUGAGGAUCUCUAUCAGAGCUAUUACUCUCCAGCCCUAAGGGAAGAAUAUGCUUAUGGAAGUUAUUACUACCAUGGAUACCCACAGCAGCUUCAGGAAGAAAGAGUGCCAAGGCAAGGGAGUCCUUAUAUCUGGCAGGAAGAUCAUCGAGAUCAAAAGUACCUCAGUGAGCAUCAACAUGAAAACCAGAAUAGUCAAUUUGGAACAAAUAGGGAGACCCAGUUCCAAUCUAAGAGUCGGAAUCCUUAUAAAGACAGUCCUGCUUCUAACUCUGGACAGGAGAGGCCCGGGGACCUGUUCAUGGAGAGUCCACUAACUGGGGCACAGAAAAACAAGCCAUCACUGAUGGAGGAGUCCAACCUUCUCUGGCAACAUGAGUCUGGUCUCACCUCCAGCAGCUAUGAGCUCAGUCAGUACAUGGCAGAUGCUUCCGAGCUCUGUGACCCCAGGACUUCAGCAGUCUGGAGCCCAGUUCAGGCUGAGGACAUCUCAGCAGCUGGUCCCAAGGAACCCAUGAAGUUCUAUGUCCCUCACAUGCCUAUGAGUUUUGGGCCAGGAGGUCAGCUGGUGUGUGUGAGUCCCAGCUCUCCCAGUGAUGGACAGACAGCCCUUGUUGAACUGCACAGCAUGGAGGUUAUUCUUAAUGAUUCUGAGGAACAAGAAGAGAUGAGGACUUUCUCAGGACCGCUGAUCAGGGAAGAUGUGCACAAGGUGGACAUCAUGACGUUUUGCCAGCAGAAGGCAGCACAGAGCCGCAAAUCUGAGACACCGGGGAGCAGAGACUCGGCUCUACUCUGGCAGCUGUUGGUUCUCCUUUGUCGGCAGAACGGGUCCAUGGUGGGGUCUGACAUCGCCGAGCUGCUGAUGCAGGACUGCAAGAAGCUGGAGAAGUACAAGCGGCAGCCGCCUGUCGCCAACCUCAUCAACCUGACGGACGAGGACUGGCCAGUGCUGAGCUCGGGGACCCGGGACCUGCUCACCGGGGAGAUUCCUCCCAGCGUGGAGACACCUGCGCAGAUCGUGGAGAAAUUCACCAAGCUGCUCUACCAUGGAAGGAAGAAGGAAGCCUUGGAGUGGGCCAUGAAGAACCAUUUGUGGGGCCAUGCUUUGUUCCUCUCCAGCAAGAUGGACCCAAGGACCCACAGCUGGGUCAUGAGUGGCUUCACCAGCACACUGGCGCUCAACGAUCCACUGCAGACUCUCUUCCAGCUCAUGUCGGGGAGGACCCCGCAGGCAGCCACGUGUUGUGGGGACAAGCAGUGGGGAGACUGGAGGCCACACUUGGCAGUGAUUCUAUCGAAUCAGGGUGGGGACCCGGAGCUGUACCAGCGCACGAUUGUCACCAUGGGGGACACCCUGGCUGGGAAGGGGCUGGUGGAGGCUGCUCACUUCUGCUACCUCAUGGCUCACGUGCCCUUCGGCUACUACACCGUGAAGACAGACUACUUGGCCUUGCUGGGCAGUAGCCACAGUCAAGAGUUUUUGAAAUUUGCAACAACUGAGGCUAUCCAGAGGACGGAAAUCUUCGAGUACUGUCAGAUGCUGGGCCAUCCCCGAUCCUUCAUCCCUUCUUUCCAGGUGUAUAAGCUCCUUUAUGCUUCCCGUCUGGCAGAUUAUGGCCUCACGUCCCAGGCCUUGCAUUACUGUGAAGCCAUUGGCACAGCCCUCCUGAGCCACGGAGAGAGCAGCCACCCUGUGCUAUUAGUGGAACUCAUCAAGCUGGCAGAGAGACUGAAGCUGUCAGAUCCUCUGGUUUUAGAACGCCACCGCCACCGAGGAGACAGGGACCUGGAGCCGGACUGGCUGGUGCACCUUCGGGGGCACCACAGGGAGCUGCAGCGAAAGGAAGCAGGAGAUGUUGGGGGUCCUCAGUCUGCUCAAGUGGUUAUUUCAGAAGCCGGAAAAACUCCAGAAAACACUUUCUAUCAGGAUCUUUCUGGACCUCAAGGCAACUCAGAAGCCAAUGGUGACCACUCGGCUCUGUGGCCAACUCUGGAGCAGUCGGGCCCGGCCCAGCUCAGCCCACAGCAGCCAGGCUCCUACCCAACAGGUGGCGGUUCUGGGCAGAUGGGGGUCCCAGUGCCUCUCUACUCGGUUCCUGAGACCCAUCUGCUGGGGCCCAUUGGCAGCAUGGCAGUGAAAGGGGCUCCCGGAGGAACAGCCUGGGAGGAAGCCCAGCAGAUACACCUGGCCCCUGGAGAGAACCCAGUGUCUCCAGAAACCCUCCAGCAUCCUGGUGGGCAGAAGGCUGUUUCCAGACCCCAGGUGCCACUGAUUCCCAGAGCUCGAAGUAUUUCUGAGAGUCCCACCGUAUCAGUCAAGGAGGAUGGGGAGGAGUCCUCCGAGGAGGCGGAUAAAAAAUCUUCCCAAAAUACCGUCCAGAGAGAAAAACUCGGAAACGUGAAGGAGAACGCAAAGAGCUCAAGGUUUGGCUGGUUCAGCUGGUUCCGCUCGAAGCCCACCCACAACGCAUCCCCCUCUGGAGGUGAAGACUCGUCAGACAGCUCGGAUUCUGAGGAGAUGCCCAGGGCAGCGUCUCCACCUCAGCCCAGCCCAAGCCUCUCACUGACACCUCCCCCAGAUCCCCAGUCUCUGCUGGGUGCCAGUGCCUUCUCCAGGGACACAGGUGGAGAUGAAGGCCGAGGGCCUGGUGCCGGGACAGCUGAGGGCCCGGGGAGUGGAGGCUUGUCGGGACCUGAGGGUGUUUCCACUGAGCUCUACUUCAGCGCUGGUGUUCUGCCUCCCCCACCCCCUGUGAAAGGGAGUGUUCCUCUUUACAACCCAUCUCAGGUUCCCCAGCUCUCCAUGGUCACCAGCCUGAACCGGGCAAAUCGCCUAGCUCAGCGCCGCUAUCCAACCCAGUCAUGA